Malania oleifera is the source of this 3464-nucleotide messenger RNA. RefSeq lists its product as uncharacterized. NCBI's taxonomy places the organism in Eukaryota, Viridiplantae, Streptophyta, Magnoliopsida, Santalales, Ximeniaceae. The transcript is spliced from 5 exons. The record is from RefSeq and is a predicted model, not a curated record. The coding region runs from base 835 to 3075 and encodes 746 amino acids.
CUUUUGUUCGCUGUAAAGAUUCUUUCCCCAGUUUUUGCAAUCACCUCAACCCAUUUGCUGUGAUUUCCGGUUGCUUGCUUCAUUCAUUGGCACAGCAUCCAAACUCUUCCUCGUCUCUCUCUCUCUCUCUCUCUCGCAGUACUGCGUGUUCUGAGAUCAUUACCAGAGGUGGGUCAGUGUUCCAUCUAUUCUUUACCUGUAUCUGUGUCAGCUUAUGAGUUCUGACACCUCGGUGUAUCACCAAGAAGCAUGGCGCCAAUUUUUUCUCUCACCUUUAUUGAUUUUUGCAGAUUCAUCUCUUCUCAGCCCUCUUCUUCUUUUUCUUCUUCUGAAGAGCACCUCUAUUAGAAGCUGGUCCUCUGCCCCUUGGAUUUUGCUUAGCGAUCAAUCAACGCUUCCUCUGUCUUGGAAUCCACAAUUUGUAGUUUUUCCCAUCUGGGUUUUGCCUAAGAUUGCUGCUUCAUAUCCGUAUUUUUUGUCGAAUGCCGGAAAUUUGCUGAAGGGUGUCCUGUUUGAUUCUCAAAUUUCCACACCCUGAGUGCCAAAAGCUCGAACCUUUUAGUCUGAUUCCUGAACGAUUUGCUCUUUUCCUGUUUCUUGUUGUACCAAUGAUUUAACCUUUUAUUGAGAACAUAUCUCAGCUGGGUUUAAAGCGUAAUCCCUUUAUCUCCCUCUGCACAAACUGUCAAAUAUUGUAUUUUUUUCGGAUCUGAGCAUUGUUGAAUUUCCUGAUUUUUUUAUUCUCCUCCAUCAAUCACAAUCCGGGUACUCAACCUACCGAUUGAUGCCUCCUCUCUCUUCUCAGUCGAGUAAUGCAUAUUGAAGGUCUCAAGGAUGGCCGCUCUUGUUCCUGGCGUUCUUCUGAAGCUUCUGCAGCACAUGAACACAGAUGUAAAGAUUGCUGGUGAGUAUCGGUCGUCUCUAUUGCAAGUUGUGAGUAUAGUUCCUGCACUAGCAGGUGGUGAUCUUUUCCCAAAUCAGGGGUUUUACCUUAAGGUAUCAGAUUCUUCUCACGCCACUUAUGUCUCUCUACCUGAUGAGCAUGAUGAUCUCAUUCUUAGUGAUAAGAUUCAAUUGGGUCAGUUCAUACAUGUCGAGCGGGUCGAAGCAGCCUCCCCUGUCCCAAUUCUCCGCGGGGUGAGGCCCGUCCCGGGCCGACAUGCCUGUGUUGGAACCCCGGAGGAUCUUGUUGCCACACAUUCUCUUGGGUUCCUUGAAAAUUCUUCUUCAAGAUCAAAAACAGCGGAGAAUGCAAAAUCCACUUCAAGUUCAAAGGCAUUGAGCAAUAAUCUUGCUGGGGCAAAGAAGGAGAAAUCUGUUUCAGCAAAACUUAAUGGUAGUAGUUCUAAGGACGAACAACUGGAUAAGAAUCUGGCAUUGCUUGGUAGAUCAAAGUCUCAAUCGUCAAAACUGACUGUGAAUGUAGUAGAGAAGAAAGAAUCUUUAAUGAAAGCAAAGUCUUCGAGUACACGGUCAAUCCCUUCAUCUCCGACAAGUUGCUAUUCGUUGCCCACUUCUUUUGAAAAAUUUGCAAGUGGGAUCAAGCAGCAGGCAAAGAUCAAAGGAUUGGAUAAGACAACACCUAAAUUGGGAUUGCCUGCUGCUGUUCGUUCGGUGAGUCCGAGUUCUAAGAGGGUGCUGGUGGGCGCCUCAAUCAAAAAUUUGGUUCAGGGGAUUGAUUUUGGGGCUAAAGCUUUGAGAAAGAGCUGGGAAGGGAAUAUGGAGGUAAAGAAUAAAGGAACUUCAAAAUUGAGGGCUGAGAAGCAUGAGAAGCCGGAAGCUCGGAGUUUUUUAGUUCCUAGGAAAAAUCAAUCAACAAAUGACAGGUUGCCGCCUAAAGAGGAGAAUAAAGUUCAGUUACCUGCAAAGUCUUCCAAGGAGGAGAUUAAGGUUCAGAUGUCUUCAAAGAAAGUUACUGCAAAUGGAACAUUGGAUGAUCUCAGGAAGUCCAAUAAGCAAAGAACUUCUGCUGGAAAUAAAUUAUCAGGAGAGGUUGCUAAUAGUGGAUUCCCAGGAGACUUGGUCAAGAUUUUCCCCACUAACAGGAGAAUAACAGAUGGAAGUGUUUCAUGGGCUUCCCUCCCAUCUUCUCUUGCAAAGCUUGGAAAGGAAGUUUUGAAGCAUAGAGAUGCUGCACAAGCAGCUGCAAUAGAGGCAAUGCAAGAGGCUUCUGCUACAGAGAGUUUGCUUCGAUGUUUAAGCCUUUAUGCAGAUCUAUGUUCCUCUGCAAAGGAAGAUAAUCCACAGCCUGCAGUGGAGCAGUUCUUGACCCUUCAUGCCAGCUUGAAUAGUGCUCUCUUAACUGCCGAUUCUCUAUCUAAAACAGUUCCAGUUUAUUCAUCUCCAGAUCAUGAGGGAGGCCCUUCUGAAGAAGCACUAAAGGUCUCAUCAGAUAGACGAAAACAAGCUGCUUAUUGGGUCCAUGCUGCACUAGCCACGAGUCUGUCAUCCUUCACUGUAUUUGGCAAACAGCCUGUCUCAACUGCGGGCGCAGUUUCAACUCCAGCUCAAGGUCAAAAGAGCAUUCCUGGAAAAAAUCAACCCAUAUUAGUCCUUGAAAAUUCCACCAAGAAUGGAUCGACGAAAACCCAACCUAAAACACGGCAGACAGUUGUCUCUAAGCCCGUUGUGCCUGGUACUCCGCGGCGAGUAGGGGAUGGGCUCGCCAUGAGUCAGAAGUCACGAGCUCCACACCCAUUAGAGUGGAUUAGAGGAAGUGGUCUUGAUGAGGCAGUUGACUUGGCUGAAACUUUACUGAUGGAGUCUCAGGACUGGUUCUUGGGAUUUGUGGAGAGGUUCUUGGAUGCUGAUACCGAUGCAUCGGCUUUGUCGGAUAAUGGCCAAAUAGCAAGCAUGUUGACUCAGCUCAAGAGUGUUAAUGACUGGUUAGACAAGAUUGGAUCAAGCAAGGAUGAAGGAGAAACACCUCGCAUUUCAGCUGAAACAAUCGACAGGCUGAGGAAAAAGAUUUAUGAGUAUCUUCUUACACACGUUGAAUCUGCUGCUGCUGCACUUGGUGGAGGAUCACAAUCUUUACCAAUAAGUGAAGCAACAGAAGCAAAGGUGAGACGAUGACUUUGGCUAAUCUGCAUUCUGGAAUCCCAAGUUCCAGUUUAAGAAAUUUGGAUGUGCAGUACAGAAACAUGGUGUUGGCCACUUAACUGCCAAGUGGUUACAGUGAGCUGGCUCUUCUAAUUUAUGUACAUAUAUCCUAAAUGGGUCUGACUGAUCUGAGGUAUAGGUUGUCAUUAUUGAUUAAUGAUUAUGAAGAAAAGCGUUCGAUGGUUGGAUACCAGGAAAACGAAAAAGAGAGAAGCAUCUGAUUUGAAGGUGAAUGAUGUCUUUUUAAUUUUUUUUUUUCCUCUUGGAAUUUGUUUAUUGAAACUACACAAAUUAAAGCAGUUCUGAAAAGGGAAGAUUGUCGUUUUCUUCUUUUCUCAUAGUGAUUUGGUUUCUAUCCAUCA